This is a messenger RNA of Aspergillus clavatus NRRL 1, 483 nucleotides long. RefSeq lists its product as uncharacterized. The record is from RefSeq and is a predicted model, not a curated record. Lineage: Eukaryota; Fungi; Ascomycota; Eurotiomycetes; Eurotiales; Aspergillaceae. The transcript has a single exon. The coding region runs from base 1 to 483 and encodes 160 amino acids.
AUGACAGACUACACCGAUACCACCGGAACCACCUACGGUACCACCUACGACACAACCGGCGCUACCACCGGCUAUGGUACCACUGGCACCACAUAUGACAACACAGGCUAUGGCACAACUGGCUACGGCACCACGGCUGGCACAACUGGCUACGGCACCACGGCUGGUACCACGGGCUACGGCACCACGGCUGGUACCACGGGCUAUGGCACCAGGGGCUACGGAAGCACCGUGGGCACUGCGGGCAGCACCUACGAUAACGGCUAUGGCACCACCGCCUACGACCCCAGCACGGGAGCCUACGAUCAACACAUGGACUAUCGCACCGAUGGCUCCACCAGACAUCACCGUGAGAGAGUGAAUCCCAGCGGCACAUACCGACACCGCGACGUUGACCGCCGCGAUGACGGCUCCGUCCAUGUCCAUAGGGAAUACGAUAACCCAAACACCGGGACCAGCUACCACCGGGACUACGAGCGGUAG